Diachasmimorpha longicaudata is the source of this 1356-nucleotide messenger RNA. Its product is annotated as odorant receptor 47a-like. Gene Ontology annotation, biological process: sensory perception of smell; detection of chemical stimulus involved in sensory perception of smell. Gene Ontology annotation, cellular component: plasma membrane. Gene Ontology annotation, molecular function: odorant binding; olfactory receptor activity. The transcript is spliced from 8 exons. NCBI's taxonomy places the organism in Eukaryota, Metazoa, Arthropoda, Insecta, Hymenoptera, Braconidae. The record is from RefSeq and is a predicted model, not a curated record. Bases 8 to 1249 code for a protein of 413 amino acids.
ACCGACAAUGAUUCAGUUCGACAAGAAAGAAAGACCAUUGCACUUGUACUUUGAACAUCUCCUAGGCGGAGACAUCCGGACAAUGCAGGCCCUUGGAUUGUAUUCCAUGGGCAGUAUUCUCAAGCAUGAUAAACCCAAAUGGUACUUCUGGGAGGUAAUACCAGUGAUCAUGGUCAUACCAGGAUUAUGCUUUGGCUUGGCUUGCAAUAUGCGUAACAUCUUUGAUAUUAUAAAAACUGAUUACAUGGUAACUAUUGAUUUCGCUGCUGCUACGUUCAGCGCUGCAUUAUGUACAUUUAAAGGCUUUCGGCUGUGUGCUUAUCGACGUGAAUUUUACCAGCUGAUAAAAACGUUCCAGAUUUAUUGGAAUGUUCAGGUCUCUCGUAAUAGGAUCACACGAGAUAUCGUGGAAAUUGCGAGAUUAACUCGGUUGUUUAGGAUUUAUUAUAGUACUGUGGUGAUCAUAGCUUUUUCAGGAUACGUCAUUCAGCCGAUAGGGCAAUACUUCCUGAGUCCUUCGCCUAAAUUGAAUGGUACCGUUGAGUUUACGAAAACUGUCUAUCCAGCUCGUUAUCCUUUCAUUUUAGAUUCGGCUCCAGCAUUUUUUCUCUGUGUACUCUUAGAAACUGUAGGAAUGUAUUUUAUGAUGCUGCAUUGGCUAGCAACAGAUGGAGUUUUCGCCCAAAUAACAACGCAUAUGUCGCUUCAUUUUCAAGUAAUUUCGAAUCGAAUUCGUGAUAUAUGUCCUAGCACAACGAUGUCGCCCUUGAGAACAGCUAUAAUAUCGAAACGCUUGAAAACAAUUAUCGAAGAUUAUCUAGAAUUGUUCAAACAUGUCAGAGUUCUAGAGGAGUUGUACGAUCCAAUAAUGUUUGCCACUGUCUUGAUCAACGGACUAGUUCUUUGCACUUGUCUGUUCAGCAUCGAAUAUAGCCGGGGGAAAAAUAAUUGGAAGGACGUUGAAAAAAAUAUGGUGCACGCAUUUGGAUUAGCUUUGCAAACUUUGAUGUUCUGUACUUGUGCUGAACGAUUGAACAAUGAGAUUGCGGGAAUUCGUCAAGCAAUUUAUGACUGUCCCUGGACUUCAUUUAGUUCACCGAUAAAAUAUUCCAUUCUCCUGAUAAUGACACUGAACUCACGUGAAUACGUGUACUCAACCUACGGUUUUAUUCAGCUGAACAUGCCGCAAGUUACCUUGAUUUUUACUGCUGCCGUGAGAUACUUCACAGUGUUGAGAAAUUUCGGAUGAACAGUCACCCCAGGAGAGAGAUAUAGCGGCUGUUGCGUGGGAGAUCAUCCCGACAAUUUGUUCUCAACUCCGAUAUUCAACAUUGUUAACGCCAUUACUCUAGUUAC